Paramecium sonneborni is the source of this 1466-nucleotide messenger RNA. Lineage: Eukaryota; Ciliophora; Oligohymenophorea; Peniculida; Parameciidae. The record is from the annotation of a GenBank genome assembly.
AUGGGAAAUUGUAAUAACAGCAAAGAUGUAAAUUAUGAUGAUGUUUUGUGUAAAUUAUUUCAAUUAAAUUUAAGUGCCUUGUAAAAGUGAUUUUGCUCUACUUUUUGUUAUUGGUAGAGGUGGUUUUGGAAGAGUUUGGAAAGCUGAAAAUAAAAAAUCAAAAUAAUAGUUUGCAAUAAAAGAGAUGAAUAAAUGCAAGUUAAAAUUUAAUUAUAAAAAAUAAGGAUAAUAAAUAAGAAAAGUGUUAGUUCAGUUAUGAAUGAGAGAUAUUUAUUAAGUAAUUUAAGACAUCCGUAAGAAAAUAAAACUAAAUAGGUUUUUAGUAAAUAUGCAUAGUGCAUUUUAAGAUAGAGAAAAUUUAUAUUUAGUAAUGGAUUUGAUGUAAGGAGGUGAUUUAAGAUAUCAUUUAUGCAAACAGAGAAAAUUUAAUGAAAAAUAGACAAGUAUAGAUUAAUAUAAAUUUUAAAAGAAUUUUUUAUAGCAUGUUUAUUGUUAGCAUUAGAAUAUCUACAUACAAAUACAGUAUUACAUAGAGAUAUAAAGCCAGAAAACUUAGUAUUUGAUAGGAAUGGUUUAAAAUGAUUUAAAUAAUAAUAGGUUAUUUAAGAUUAACAGAUUUGGGUAUAGCUAGAAUUUGGAAACCUGAUAAUGAUAAUGAUACAAGUGGAACACCUGGAUAUAUGGCACCAGAAGUAAUGUGUAGAUAAGCACAUGGAGUAGCAUCUGAUUAUUUUGCAGUUGGAGUAAUAGCUUAUGAAUGUAUGAUGGGAAAAGUAAUUAAAUUCUUAUUAUGUAGAGACCUUAUAUAGGAAAGACUAGAAAGGAAAUUAGAGAUUAAAUUAUGGCUAAAUAAGUCUUAAUUAAAAUGAAUUAAGUCCCAGAAGGAUGGUCAGAAGAAGCUGCAGAUUUUAUUAAUAGAACUUUACAAAGAAAACCUAUGAAUAGAUUAGGAUUUAAUGGUCCUGAAGAAGUUCAAUCACAUCCCUGGUUUAAAAACAUUGAUUGGAAUUGUUUUAUUAAUUAAACAGCUACAACUUAUUAUUCUAUCAAUGUAAUUAAUAUUUAAAUUAUUUCUUUAGAUCAAUCAUGAUAAUUUCGAUGCUAAAUUUGCUAAUAUGAAAGAAGAUGAAGAUCCUGAAACUUCCCUAUUAAAUGGCUAAAUGUUAAGAAGAUAAUCAAUACAAGAUUAAUUUAAUGGUUAUACAUACGAUUAAAAUCUAACAUAAUAAUAACCAUUAUAACAUAGUAUUAGUACUAAAUAAACUGUGCCUAAUUUAAAUACAUAAUAAUUAACAUCUGCUAAAAGAACUAAUAUUGAAGAAACUAAUCCUUAAUUAUCUUAAAUGUCUUCUAAAAAAUAUAAUUUAAUUUCAUAAACUCCUAGAUAGUAAACAAGAUAAAUUCUUACUAGUUAAAAACCUUAAACUGAUCGAAAUCAUUUUACUAACAAAUUCUAAUUCAACUGA